AUGUCCACCAUCACGUUCUCCCAUCCCACCUACAAAGUCCCCAUUACCUUGCCAUCGGGCCUCUCCCAAGAGCAGCUGUUAGCGUUCCACCCAUUCUCUUCAUGGCUCUCAACAUUGCAAGCCUCACUCUCCGCGCAGCACACCGACCCCACACAUCCCUUCCACGCUGCUCCGUACACUCUCAACUCCAUUACUGUGCAAUCUUAUGACUUGUUCCGUCAUCCUGUCCCACGCCUCGGUUUUGUGAAGCUCACAGCGUCCAUUACCAACAGAAACAGGGAAUCCCUGCCGGGGGCCGUGUUCCUCAGGGGGCCGUCGGUCGCAGUGCUGGUUAUUUUGGUCCCGGAGGAUGUGGGUUCUGUAAAAGAUGAAGAGAAGGAGAGAUGGGUCAUCCUAACGGUGCAACCGCGCCCUGCGUCGGGGAGUCUUGGGUUUGUGGAACUCCCCGCAGGCAUGGUAGACGAUGAGACGGGGGACUUCGCUGGUGCCGCGGCGAGGGAAAUGGAAGAAGAGUUGGAGAUGAAGAUCCGGAAGGGAGAUUUGGUUUGUCUGAGUGAGCUCGCGGGUGACGUCCAGCCAGAGGGGGCCACUGACCAGAGUGGCGUCCCGCUGCCCCAUGGGAUGUACCCCUCUCCAGGUGCAUGUGAUGAGUAUAUCAGGAUAUAUAUGCACGAGCGGCGGGUCCCAAGGGCUCAGCUCGCUGAGUGGGAGGGCAAGUUGACUGGUUUGAGGGAGCACGGGGAGAAGAUUACGCUGAAGCUGAUCAAGAUGAAGGAUCUGUGGAGGCAGGCAGCGAGGGACGCUAAGGCUCUUUCGGCUUUGGCGUUGUGGGAGGGGUUGAAAAGGGAGGGGAAGAUCUAA
Thermochaetoides thermophila DSM 1495 is the source of this 861-nucleotide messenger RNA. RefSeq lists its product as uncharacterized. The record is from RefSeq and is a predicted model, not a curated record. Gene Ontology annotation, molecular function: ADP-ribose pyrophosphatase activity; ADP-glucose pyrophosphatase activity. Bases 1 to 861 code for a protein of 286 amino acids. Gene Ontology annotation, biological process: nucleoside phosphate metabolic process; ribose phosphate metabolic process. Lineage: Eukaryota; Fungi; Ascomycota; Sordariomycetes; Sordariales; Chaetomiaceae. The transcript has 2 exons.